AGGCCUGCUAACACGGGCGUGCGAAUUAGACACCCCGGGUGCACUGCUCUGGUUUCUGACCAAAAACCGGGGGCUCGCUCGGUCAUAGUAUCAGUGCAGGAAUUAGAGUUCCUUGUGAUAAAAUUUUAUUGUUAAUUCAUUCUCCAGCUACGUCUCCGACAACUCGAUCAAUGCGAUGGCAGACCAAACCAUGGCCCCUGCUCCCACGCCCGACAUGCCGCCUGGUCUAGUCGCCACCCCCGACCCCGAGGACCCCUUGGAGCUCGCCGUGGAGCGAAGGCUCUGCGCCGGGCACCACGGCGACGGCGACGCCAGUUCGAUCACCAUCUUCCGGAUCCCGGCCCACGUCCGCGACGAGAACAGGCAGCUUUACGAGCCCCGGAUGGUGUCCGUCGGCCCCUACUAUCGCGGCCGCGACGAGCUCCGCGCCAUGGAGCAGCACAAGUGGCGCUACCUCCGCCACCUUCUCGACCGCGCCACCACGGUGCCCCUGCGCGCCUUCGUGCGCGCGGUCCGCGACGUCGAGGCGCGCGCCCGACGCUGUUACAGCGAGACGCCCUUCCUUGGCGGCGACGACGAGUUCGCGGAGAUGCUGCUCCUUGACGGCUGCUUCGUACUCGAGUUCUUCUUCAAGUGGCACAGGAGGGAGCCCGACGCGCUCUGCGACGCCGGCUGGGCGCUCGCGUUGCUGCACUCCGACCUCAUCCUCAUGGAGAACCAGAUUCCCUUCUUCGUCCUCGAGGCUCUCUUCGACGCCUUUUUCCGCGGUGGGAUCCCAAGGGAGGAUCUUGUCGCGCUUCUCCUCAUGCACCUCAAGCACAACGGCGCUAUCUUUCCCCAAAAAUCUCGGAGCCCGGCGCCGACCGGUCCGAUCGACCAUAUGCUCCACCUCUUCCACGAGGCGUUCGUGCCCAAGCCUCAGACAACGCCGGUGGAGGAGAAGCCGGCCUCGCCGCCGCCGCGGGUGAUACCUUGCGUGAGCGCGCUCCGCGAGGCCGGCGUGCGGUUCGCCAAGAAGCCGUCCCCUCGAGGCAUGUUCGAUAUAACGUUCGACGGCAAGACGGGCGUCAUGGAGAUGCCCCCCGUAGUGAUCGACCAGGCGAGCCUGCCGCUGCUCGUUAACCUCAUCGCCUUCGAGCAGAGCAGGGGGCGGACUGGUUCUGGCGCUCCACUGACGAGCUACGCAGCGUUCAUGUGCUCGCUGGUGCGGACGGGGAAGGACGUGGACGCGCUGCAGGGCGCGGGCAUCGUGGACAACAUGCUGUCCAGCGACGACGACGCGGCCGCCAGGUUCUACCAGUCGCUGGGCGCGUGCAGCACCAUGGACUACGACGACCACCUGUUCGCGCCGCUCUUCGCCGACGUGAAGCGGUACCACGACUCGAGCUGGCACAGGCACAAGGCCAGGUUGAUGCGCGACCACUGCAGCAACCCGUGGUCCGUCAUUGCACUGGUGCUCGCCGUGCUGGCAUUCUUCUUCUCUCUCUUCAACCAAACCGUGGCUAUCUACAGUAUCGCUCACCCUCAACGCAAUGAUUAGGUACUUCGCUAGUAAAAAAAAGAAUUGCUAAAAGACACUAUGGUUUUUUAGGGGCUUCAACAUCCAGACUUAUUCUUCCCCUAUUUUCUUCCAGAGUUGCAUGUGUUUAUAGACGAGGACAGAAAUUUUGGGUGUUUUAAGGCCCUACCACACUUGAAUUUUCGUUCACACUUUGAGUUACAGAAAAAUUUGUAUUGGAGUUACAAUUACUUUAUACUAGAGUUAUGGUCAUUGUUUUGGUGUAGUCUCAUUAGACAUCUGCACAGAAAGCAU
Phragmites australis (common reed) is the source of this 1813-nucleotide messenger RNA. Its product is annotated as putative UPF0481 protein At3g02645. NCBI's taxonomy places the organism in Eukaryota, Viridiplantae, Streptophyta, Magnoliopsida, Poales, Poaceae. Bases 176 to 1540 code for a protein of 454 amino acids. The transcript has a single exon. The record is from RefSeq and is a predicted model, not a curated record.